AUGACUGCUUGUGAUUGUAAAAGAAUGAGUAAAAUUUUUAAGGGCAAGGCAGCAAAUAUCGGAGAAUUUCCUCAUCACGUUAGUGUGCAAUAUUCUGAACAUCACAUAUGUGGAGGAAGUAUUAUUUCAAGUAAUCAUGUUCUCACUGCUGCAAAUUGUAUUGUGCUUGAUCUCAAUGUAGUUACAGGAAAUCUAAAAGUUUUAGCUGGAACAGGUAACAGAAGAGAUGAAACCACCAAUACAGGAACAUAUCACAAUGUUAAAUAUAUUAUUUAUCAUCCUGAAUAUUCGCCAAAGUUAUUUUGGAAAAAUGACAUUGCAAUAUUAACACUUGAAACACCAAUAAUUUUGAAUGGAGAAACACGUGACUCUGUUGCACUGGCGGGAUCUAUACUAUUACCAGGAACAAUUGUGAGAAUUUGUGGUUGGAGACAUGAUUCAAUUUCAACAGUUAGACAUGGCUGGCAACUUCAGCAACUCAGACUACAAAUUGAUGAUAUAGUUUUUUGUAUGGAACAUUUUAAAGGUAUAGAAAUCAGUGUAUCUCAAAGGUGUGCAACUCCAACAGUAAAAAGUGCGGAUAUCACUUUGGGUAACGGUGGUGGUGGAAUGAUUCGUCAGAGAAAAUUGGUUGGAAUUAUUUCUGUACUUUUUGGAAUCAAAUCUAAAUCAACUAUCUUUACACAAAUAUAUCCAUUCUACAAUGCCUGGAUUCAAUAUAUCAUAUCAAAUUAUUAA
Messenger RNA from Aphidius gifuensis, 738 nucleotides. Its product is annotated as trypsin zeta-like. Bases 1 to 738 code for a protein of 245 amino acids. The record is from RefSeq and is a predicted model, not a curated record. Lineage: Eukaryota; Metazoa; Arthropoda; Insecta; Hymenoptera; Braconidae. Gene Ontology annotation, biological process: proteolysis. Gene Ontology annotation, molecular function: serine-type endopeptidase activity. The transcript is spliced from 4 exons.